AUGGGUAGUCCAAAACACUUCAAGGUUGCACAACAACUACUAAAUUCUGCCGCAAGCCCUUCACACAAGGGAAAUCAUACGACAAGGGCGCUAAACUUGGUUAUUGUCUCCCGCAAAUUCAUAAUGACCACGCGGAAGAGGAACGAGUUCCUGGACAUUGUCGCCAGUGACGACGAAGAGAACGACCGCGGGUAUGAUUCGGAAGCCGCCGAGGAGAGCAAGGGAAGAACCGUCAAGCGGAGAAGGACGCAAACACGCCGAGGAAAGCUAGGGAGUGAAUCGGAAGCCGAGGAUACCGAUGCCUCAGAGGGCGAGGGAAGCGACGCAGAAGCAGAAGAUCUUGUACGAUCGAAGACGAAACAGGGACGGAGCAAGAAGGACGAGGAUGAAUCAGAUGAUGCACAUGGCGAAGAAGAAGAAGAAGAUGAUGAUGAUGAUGAAGGCGAGGAGGAUGACGGCGCAACCAACGAACAUGGAGACCAAUACCUCGACGUAACGGCCGAAACAGAAAAAACAAAGGCAAAGACGAAGGGACCGCUGGACAAGCUCAAAUCCAAACCGGCCAAGAAGAAGAAAACGGGCGUGGUCUACCUCUCGUCGCUCCCUCCUUACCUCAAACCCUUUGCGCUCAAGUCGCUCCUCGAAACGCGCGGGUUUGGACCCAUCACAAAGGUGUUUUUGACGCCAGAGGUGCGCUCCGCCUCGGCACCUCGACGGAAAUCGAACAAGCGGAAGAUGUACACGGACGGAUGGGUGGAGUUUGAGUCUAAGAAGACGGCGAAGAUUUGCGCAGAGACGCUGAAUGCGACGACUGUCGGUGGACGCAAGGGCGGGUGGUACUACGAUGAUAUCUGGUCGAUGAAGUACCUUACGGGCUUCCGCUGGGAUGACUUGAUUGCUACAGUCUCUCGUGAAAGAUCAGAAGCCUCAGCGAAGCGACGGAUCGAGGAUACACGGGCCAGGAAAGAGGAGAAGGUGUUCUUGCAAGGUUAUGAGAAGGGGAAGAUGCUGGAUGGGAUUCAGAAGAAGAAUGAAGAGAAGCGAAAGCGCAAGAUGGAGCAGGCUGGGAAUGAGGCUGGAGAAAGAGAAAAGCAGCCAACUGUCAAACCGCGGAGACUGUUCAAGCAGAAUGAGGUCAAGCACGGACGGGAUAAGGUGUCCACUGAUGCAAGUGGUCUGGAAGAUGAUACGAGAAGGGUACUUGGGAAGAUAUUCUAA
Aspergillus calidoustus is the source of this 1218-nucleotide messenger RNA. The record is from the annotation of a GenBank genome assembly. Lineage: Eukaryota; Fungi; Ascomycota; Eurotiomycetes; Eurotiales; Aspergillaceae.